Messenger RNA from Eutrema salsugineum, 946 nucleotides. Its product is annotated as V-type proton ATPase subunit c1. The record is from RefSeq and is a predicted model, not a curated record. Gene Ontology annotation, biological process: proton transmembrane transport. Gene Ontology annotation, molecular function: proton-transporting ATPase activity, rotational mechanism. Lineage: Eukaryota; Viridiplantae; Streptophyta; Magnoliopsida; Brassicales; Brassicaceae. Gene Ontology annotation, cellular component: proton-transporting V-type ATPase, V0 domain. Bases 153 to 647 code for a protein of 164 amino acids. The transcript is spliced from 3 exons.
GGCUUUCUGAGCUGGAUUCAACAAGUUCGUCGUUCUCCUCCACUCAUCUGAAAAUCCCCAAAAAAAAAAAAAAACAAAAAAAUCACAGAGGUCGCUACAAAAUCCAAAUCUCUCUCCCAAGAUUUGAACGAUCCGGUCUAAGAUCCGAGAAGAUGUCUACGUUCAGCGGCGAUGAAACUGCUCCGUUCUUCGGCUUCCUUGGCGCGGCGGCUGCCCUGGUCUUCUCCUGUAUGGGAGCUGCUUAUGGGACUGCAAAGAGUGGUGUUGGUGUAGCUUCAAUGGGAGUGAUGAGACCUGAGUUGGUGAUGAAGUCUAUUGUCCCUGUGGUUAUGGCUGGUGUUUUGGGUAUUUAUGGACUGAUUAUUGCUGUUAUAAUCAGUACCGGUAUUAACCCCAAGGCUAAGUCUUACUACCUCUUUGAUGGAUACGCACACCUCUCGUCUGGUCUUGCUUGUGGUCUUGCUGGUCUCUCGGCUGGAAUGGCUAUUGGAAUCGUCGGAGAUGCUGGAGUCAGGGCAAAUGCUCAGCAGCCUAAGCUCUUUGUUGGGAUGAUUCUUAUCCUUAUCUUCGCGGAAGCACUUGCUCUCUACGGUCUUAUUGUAGGCAUUAUCUUAUCCUCUCGAGCUGGUCAGUCCAGAGCAGAAUGAGAUACACAAUAUAAGAUGUUGAAAUCCAGGUACUUCCUUAUGGUAUGUCGUAUCGGGAGCCAAUAUUUUGUGGAUUCUUGGAAUUUUUUCUGGGAAGCAGAUCGGCUGCCAUCUCCGUUUUCCUUGGUUGGUGGUUGCUUGAUGUCAUUGUUUGGUUCGGUAAUAAACGAGAUUGGCAAUGUUUUAUACUGUUUGCAUAUGUCUUGAGGAACUUGAUGAUAUUUUGUUUGUAAAGAAGUUUACUUCUGAAACCAUCUUUGAGUGUUAAGAUGAGAUUAUUAAAUCUUUUGUGCCUUCCA